Vicia villosa (hairy vetch) is the source of this 1151-nucleotide messenger RNA. RefSeq lists its product as uncharacterized. Bases 471 to 926 code for a protein of 151 amino acids. The transcript is spliced from 6 exons. Lineage: Eukaryota; Viridiplantae; Streptophyta; Magnoliopsida; Fabales; Fabaceae. The record is from RefSeq and is a predicted model, not a curated record.
AGAAUUCGGUAUCUUAACUGAAAGGUUUAUGCUUCACUCAUUCUCAGUCAUUCUCAGUCUGUGGAACCACCGUCGCCUUCCUCCUUCACGCCGCCCUAGUCCACAAAUCCGUCGGUGUCCCUCACACCUCUGCAAACUCAAUCAAAAUCAGACCUAAUCUCCAUCGCACCUUGAAAGUUAUUGAAACCCAUUAUAGUUUUCACUUGCCGGCGCCGCGCUAGUUGCUACCAAAACAUAAAUUUGCUCAUUGUUUCAUCUAUUUUCUACAAUAAAGAGCACGAAGGCGGUGACGGUGAACCAGUGAAAAACGGAACAGUUAAGAUGAGCGAACUACGGCUAUGCUGACGGAGGCGACCUAGGUGGGUGGAUUGAGAAAACAGGGUUUCAGAAAUCAGAAGAGUGGGUCACGCUGCCUAAUUCACUUUGAGCUUGUCUUCACAGGUUUUAGUUAGAGUAGUUGAUUUGAUCCCAUGAAGAAAUUUAGAAACUUGAAGAGGAGAUUGGAAAGACCUGUUGAGUUGGAUAAAAGCAACAGUGAGACUAGGGUUGAAGAUGUCGAUUGGAUUUGCUCCCUUUCAGAGUCUGAGAUUGAUUUUAUGAUUAGCUUGAAAUUGUUGAUCAGGAAGCGAGCAGAAAGGAUAGGCUGUAAAAACUUGGCUGACAGAUUCGACCUUAAGACAAUUCGAGCUAUUGCAUUUGUUUUGAUGGAAAAUCUCAAAACAGAGGUAAAGGACACAUCACUUGUACCAGACUCGGUAAAAUCUACUGCUUUCUUAGAUGCGUGCAACAUACUUAAAGGCAGUAACGAGGUUUCUGCAACUAUCGAAGAGCUUAGUAAAACGGUUGGUGCUGAUAUACAACCAAUUCUAACAAGUUCGCCGCCAACUCCCAAACGAAAGAAGCGGAAAGUUAGAAGCGAAGAAUAAAAGAUUUUGUCCUGGGAGGACCUGAAAUUUAUUGUCCUUAUUUUAGUGUCUUAGCUUGUGCUGUGAAAACACUGAUAUUGGCUAAUGUACGCACACAGUAACUUUUUUAUUUGCUUAGCGUUAACAGUUUUGUGCAAAGAUUGUAUUGAUGUGAGAAAAAACCAGUGCAGAAAAUGAAGAUAUGAAAUUUUGCAAUGUUUCAAUGAAUAGCCUUUUAUUUUUACG